Molecule: messenger RNA, 1254 nt
Organism: Gekko japonicus
Lineage: Eukaryota; Metazoa; Chordata; Lepidosauria; Squamata; Gekkonidae
Gene: DDX25
Product: DEAD-box helicase 25
Exons: 9
Coding region: 142-1254 (370 amino acids)
Biological process (GO): poly(A)+ mRNA export from nucleus
Cellular component (GO): nucleus; cytoplasmic stress granule
Molecular function (GO): ATP binding; RNA binding; RNA helicase activity
Source: RefSeq, a predicted model, not a curated record
AACAAGUUGAUAAGAAUAUCCCUUGUGGACUCCAGCAACAAUGUAGAAGUUCUCCAACGUGAUCCCAGGUCACCGCUGUUUUCUGUAAAAACAUUCGAAGAACUGCGUCUAAAAGAUGAGCUGUUACAAGGAAUUUACAGCAUGGGUUUUAACAGGCCAUCCAAAAUACAAGAGACUGCUCUUAUGGUCUUGAUUCUGUAUUCCAGACCACAAAAUCUUAUUGCUCAGAGCCAAUCGGGGACUGGUAAAACGGCUGCUUUUGCCUUGGCUAUGUUGAGCAGAGUAAAUCCAACAGAAAGAUUUCCACAGUGCCUCUGCUUAAGUCCCACCUUUGAACUGGCUGUGCAAACGGGACAGGUAAUUGAGAAGAUGGGAAAGUUCUGUGUAAAUAUUGGAGUUAUCUAUGCUGUCCGAGGAAACAGACUUCCAAGAAAAACCAUCAUUGAACAACAAAUAGUAAUCGGAACCCCGGGAACUCUGCUAGAUUGGUGUUUCAAGCUAAAACUUCUGGAUGUGAAGAAAAUCCGAGUGUUUGUGCUGGAUGAAGCAGACGUCAUGAUCAAUAAACAGAACUUCUCGGACCAGAGUAUCCGGAUUCAGCGGGUAUUAUCGCCUGAUUGCCAGAUGCUUCUGUUCUCAGCGACAUUUGAAGAUCCUGUGCUGCUCUUUGCACAGCGCAUUGUACCAGAUCCCAACAUUAUUAAGCUCCGCAGAGAAGAGCUGACUCUCGACAAUAUCAGGCAGUACUACUUUGUGUGUGAGAAUAAUGAAGAUAAGUACAAAGCUCUGUGCAAUAUCUAUGGCAGUAUCACUGUUGGCCAGGCGAUAAUCUUUUGUCAGACCCGUAAGAAUGCUAAAUGGCUAGCACUGCAGCUGUCGAACGAUGGGCACCAAGUAUCCCUCUUAAGCGGGGAGCUUACCGUUGAGCAACGGGCGGAUAUCAUCCAGCGAUUCCGUGAGGGGAAGCAUAAAGUCCUCAUCACAACCAAUGUCUGUGCCAGAGGCAUUGAUGUGAAACAGGUCACCAUAGUGGUCAACUUCAGCCUGCCCACCAACCUUGAAGACUUUGCUGAUUUUGACACCUACCUUCACCGCAUAGGCCGCGCAGGGCGCUUCGGGAAGAAAGGCGUGGCCUUCAACAUGGUCGAAAGGCAUAAGUUACCCCUGCUGCUUGCGAUUGAAGAGCAUUUCAAGACCGCCAUUAAGUACCUUGACCCAGAAGACAUGGACAUGCUAGAAAAACUAGAAAACUGA